AUAAAAUUACAACUAAAAAUCAGAUUCAAUCGACGGGGGAGACGCAAAAGAAACGUAUAGGCGUCGAUGUGGCGAUAACCGCGAUGACGCUCUCUGGAACGAAACACCGAUGCCGCAGGCGACGUUCGCAGACGACGGGCCGCUGACACGGAUCGACGUGACCUCCGUCGUUCGUCCUGGAAUGAAGUGAAGCGUUGUUUAUUAUAUAUAAAGAAAAUCUCUCGUACCCACGCACGGAAGUUUGCGUCGGAUUGCGCCGGGGGGCCCCGAUCAUCGGAUUUGCCCGCCGAUCGAGUUGAUCGACGCAAAAGUAAAACGAUCGAUAAGCGAGGGCGUCAUCGCGUCGCGUCGACAUUUCGUUCGCUUUGCGGCGAGAAAUCAAUCGGAAAAAAACGAGCAGGAAGCUGUGUUCAACCAUCCUCCCCCCCUUCCUUUCUCUCGAAGAUGAGCGAUCUCGUCACCGCCGCCGCUGCGCUACCGCAUUGAGGGCUGCGGACUCUCGCGCGCAACACCCUUUCCGCGCGCGCGCGCAUGUGUGUGCGUGUUACGUGUGCGUGCGUGGCGUAAAUAGAGAUCAUAUGAUCGUCCGAGAGUCGUCGUCGCGGAUCAAGUGGAUUCGCCCAGCGGGAAUGAGCGCGAUGCCGUCGCCGACGGGCGAGGAAAGUGUCUGAAGAGGCGCAGGAAUUGUCCGGGACAUUUGCGUUUCCACAGUCGGCGUGCGACGACACCAUCGCCACAUGAACGAGCAAUUCGUCCGCCUCGCGUCCUCCGAUUCCUGCAGCGGGCGCGAUCUCUCUCCGACGCGCGAUGGCGAGCGCAACCGAGAACAUCGCCUGCGGUGGCUUCGUGUUCCUCAACAACUUCGACUCGGCCAAUCUGGCCAGGGUGGAACCAGUGAGGCUCCCGGAGACCUUCGAGAAAGAUGUUUACGAGAAUGAAGGCAAAUCGACCAAUAGCUCGAGCUCCAAAGACGCGUUGGAUUACGAAUUCAACUUGUGGACGAAGCACGAUUGUCACGAUACGCAGUUUCAAAACAACAAUAGAACCUGGUUUUACUUUGGCGUCAAGUCUAGUCGUCCGAGUGUCUCGGUCAGAUUUAAUAUAGUCAAUCUGAACAAGCAAGUCAAGAUGUUCAGUCAGGGGAUGUGCCCGGUCUUUAAGAUUGUGCCCGGACACUUGCACUGGGAGCGGAUUCGCGAGAAACCUACAUACACUCUCGAUCAGAGAGGGAACGACUUUACUUUAUCGUUCCUCUAUUACACUCCAGAAAAUUCAAAAGCUGUUACUUACUUUGCCUUUACCUAUCCAUUCUCGUAUACAGAUUUACAAAAUUAUUUGAGAAGGAUCGAUGCGAGAAUGGGGAAAAGGAGUGUAAUGUCUACGGACGACGUCUAUUAUCAUAGAGAAUGUGCAAUAAGAUCACUGGAGGAUCGUAGAUUAGAUUUAUUAACAAUAAGCUCCUAUCACAACAUAUCGACGGAGAGAGAAGAUAGACUGAGUAAUAUGUUCCCUGAGAAAAGCGAGGAGAGACCAUACAAAUUUCGGGACAAGAAGGUGAUUUUUAUUAGCGCCAGAGUCCACCCGGGCGAAACACCGUCUAGCUUUGUUCUAAAUGGUUUCCUCAACUUUCUACUGAACCGAGAAGAUCAGAUUGCUACAAAUUUACGUCGCCUGUAUGUGUUCAAAUUGAUACCGAUGCUCAACCCGGAUGGUGUUGCCAAAGGUCAUUAUCGAAUGGACACUAAGGGAAUAAAUUUGAAUAGGGUUUAUCUAAAUCCUUCCGAAGUAGACCACCCUACGAUAUACGCCGCGAGGAACUUGAUAAAAUACUAUCACAAUUCUUACCAGCUACCGAGCGAACUAACUGACGACCUAUCGAAUAUAAAUUUAGAAAUUAUGGACAGCAAUGUAAGCAUUUUAAACUCGUCUGCGUCGAUAGCGAACGCUGUACGUGACACAACCACAAGACUGUUGCAACAAGUAACGUUUAUGUCGUUAGAUGAGAAGAACAGAUGUGCUACUGGCAAGAAACAUUUAUUGCCAUUAGAGCACUUGGACAGUGCAGCAAUUGAUGAGAGCGAGGAACUGUCUAGAGAAAGUCAAAACGAUAACGUCACGGAGGUCAGGACGAGUGACAAGCUAACUUGUACAGCCGUCGACGAGGGCGAGAUACCAAAAUGCUCGGAUAAUUCUGGGUUAUACCUGUAUAUCGAUCUUCACGGCCAUGCCUCGAAGAAAGGCGUAUUCAUGUAUGGAAAUCACUUCACUGACCCAGAAGAUACUAUCGCAUGCAUGCUUCUACCCAAGUUGAUGUCUCUCAACAAUCCACACUUUCAUUUCACAUCGUGCAAUUUUGCGGAACGAAAUAUGUACAUUAUAGACAAGCGGGACGGUAUGUCUAGGGAAGGCUCGGGACGCGUGGCGGUGUACAAGACGACUGGUCUGAUACGCAGCUAUACUCUAGAAUGCAAUUAUAACUCUGGCCGUUUGGUGAACGUGAUACCCGCUAGAAUUCGCGAUGGGGUGAAUAAAACUAUGAAUAAUGUGUUCGUUCCUCCGAAGUACACGCCUGCGGUGUUUGAAGCGGUCGGGGCAGCACUAGGUCCUUCCAUUCUCGAUCUCACUGGGAACAAUCCCAACAGCCGAUUGCCAAAUAGCCAAUAUCGCUCUCUAAGAGGAGUAAAAUCUCACUUGAAAUUAACAUACGUGAGCAAUCUCUCUGCACCGCCCAGCAAAGCAGUGCGUAAGGAUAACGAAGGCGACGUUGCGCGGAGCAGCGGCAUCUUAAAGGAGUUGGAAACGAGAUUGAACGACGCGGUAGCAGGGGCGAGGAACGCCAUAAGGAGCGAGGGCAACCUGGUGAAGAAGUGCAUCCUUCGCCGCGGCGCCUCCUUUUACACGGCGGUGAAGAGGAUCAAGGGCGGCAAGAAGCCUAGGCAGACGCUCGCACGUCGCGCGCUGAAGACCCAUUGCACCAGCAAUGUGGAGAACAGCGCGAUAAUCUGCGCGAUCACGUCCGAGGUGGAGGCGAAGCCGUUUCUAAAGGCGAUCGACCGCUAUCGCUCUAACGCAGGCUCGACGAUCAGUGACACCCUCGAGCCGCGUUUGAGCGCGAAUAAGAAGCCAAGGGCGGCCAACGGUUCAGCGAAGACGCGCGUCUCCUCCGAGGAAACGGCGGCGGUGCGGCAGGGCGCAAAGAGGCUCAAAGUCAUCUCGUCCACGAGAACGUCCAAGCCGCUUCCCGAGGUCGGAGAAUCGUCCCGCGCGGCGGAGACCGGCGCGAAGGGAUCCCCGAAGGUGCCGCGCGCCUGCGACAAGCAGAGCGUUCAAGGGACGCGCGACAGAGCCAAGAUUGCUGGACACGUAAAGCCGAGCGAGUCUUCCAGGCUUCUGAAAAAAAUUAACAAGACUGCCGUUAAGAGUUCCGUACUUGCGGAAGGCGCGAAGCAGAAUCCUAAAUGAGCUCAGUUAUGAUACCAAGAACCAAUCACCGACUCGUGAGAUACGGGAAAUCAAUCCCGUUGCCAUUGAUCUCCCGUAUCUCUAUUCAGAAAGAUAUUUUGAACGUUGUAAUUGUGUGUGUACAGGAUGACCGGUGAAUCCUGGUACAAUCGACCAGGCGAAACGGGCGAAGACGCAUACAAAUAUUUCCGUGGCGAGUUUUCUACAUCCUGUGUAUACAAUACGCGAUGCGUUGCCUCUUCUUUGUAUUAUUUGGUGAUGAUAACGUGUGAUGUACCGUAGAUAUUUCCAUCGUGUUUUACAUACCUGAGUCAAAGAAAUGUACAUAUUACGUUAUUGCUAUAUACGUAUAUUCUUAUGUGUUAGGUGCGUACACGAAAUACCGUUCAGUUAUCAACUAUAUGUAGUUGAAUAUGUUUUUCAUAGAGCUCCACUUGAAUCUGUGCAAUUAAUAUGCGUGAUAUCUUGAAAACUAGCGCUCGUCUUAAAAAUAUGGUUUCAGUUACGUUUUAUCGCCGGCUAAAAUUCUACGAUGCAAACAAGAUUACAUUUUGUAAAUCUAAAAGUUUAUUUUUGUUGAGAGAGAUAUGUCUCUUUAAACUUAUCGUUUUUUUUUUCCUUUAAUGGUUUCGGAGAUGAUUGCAUAGAGAGACUGUCGUCCUGUACAUUAGAUUAGCGUUGCGUUAUAUGAAUAUAUAAAUGUUAUGCUU
Molecule: messenger RNA, 4172 nt
Organism: Vollenhovia emeryi
Lineage: Eukaryota; Metazoa; Arthropoda; Insecta; Hymenoptera; Formicidae
Product: cytosolic carboxypeptidase-like protein 5
Exons: 10
Coding region: 808-3462 (884 amino acids)
Biological process (GO): protein deglutamylation; proteolysis
Molecular function (GO): zinc ion binding; metallocarboxypeptidase activity
Source: RefSeq, a predicted model, not a curated record